UUGGUUAUCCAUGGAGUCAGGUUGGUAAAGUUCUGAAGAAAUUGGAUGUCUAAAUUUCAGAGAAAUGUGAGCAGUAAUUAUUAACAGUUAUGUAACUGGAAGAGCAACUUAAGUAGCGACACCGAUUUGUGGUUUAACUUCGUCCUCUAUUGAAGGAUUUAUACUGACUAAUCUUCGAUUAUUUUAUUGAAUUCAAAGUAGGUCUAGAGUUCCUACCCCCACUGAUCUGGCUAACAAGCUAAUGUUAGCCCCGCCUCCAAGAAUAGCAAAAAUAAAAACACACUUUGAGUUUCGCCUUGAUCCGAAAAGUGAACUCAAAUCGGAGAGUAAUCGAAGUGCCACUCUUGUGGGUGAUAUAUAUCGGACACUAUGUGUUAAUACCUGUUUUAUUACUUCGUAUUUGACAUUGGCUAUACAGAAAAGUAGGCACCGAUUGGUUGGUUUUGUGCAGAUACGCCGCUGUUACUGUUAGCUAAAAGGGGAAAGCUAUCCACCGUUUUGAAAAUAACCAGCUAGUUUGCGAUCGAGAACACAGUUGAUUUACAGCCAAUUUGGAUGACAUCGGUGUAGGUAGAGGCACAGACAGGUGUGUGGUCAGGGGCCCAUGAGAAGGCCACGCAGGAGGGGAAACCCAGCCGGGGGUUUGGGAGGCAGGCAGCGGGCAGAUGCAGCUGUCCGAGGGGCGGGACCGGGGGGGCGAGGGGCCAGUCAGCAGCGUCCCUCAUCCCCCCACGGCAACCUUAAGGUGUCUCCGGCUCGGGAGACGCUGACCUACGCCCAGUCGCAGAAGAUGGUGGAGGUGGACCUGGAUGGACGGCUUCACCGCAUCAACAUCUUCGACCCGCUCCCGGUCAUCACCGAGGACGAGAUGACCGCCCAGGACAUCGCUGAGUGCAACAGCAACAAGGAGAACAGCGAGCAGCCUGCCCCGGUCGCCGUGGCGACUCCCGGACGCAAACCGACGGGGAACAGAGGCCGCAGGAAAGACAGCAAGCACUCGCUCUCGUCCUCCGCUACGUCCCAGAACAACAGCGCUCACGCUCAGUCCCACGCGCAGCCCCACGGCCCCAGCCAGCUCCCCGAGCCCACGUUCCGCGAAGUGGACACCUUCUCCCCCGUCGAGGCCACCCCACUGCCCACCGCCUACUACCGCUACAUCGAGAAAUCGGUCGAGGAGCAGGAGGCCGACGCCGAGUACGACAUGGACGACGAGGACACGGCGUGGCUGGAGAUGGUGAACGACAAGCGCUCCUCGGACCACCAGACGGCGGUGUCGCCGGACGUCUUCGAGCUGCUGAUGGACCGGCUGGAGAACGAGUCGUUCCUGGAGUCGCGGAGCCAGGCGUCGGCGCAGAGCGCCAUCGACGAGGACGCCUUCUGCUGCGUGUGCCUGGACGACGAGUGCCUCAACAGCAACGUGAUCCUCUUCUGCGACAUCUGCAACCUGGCCGUGCACCAGGAGUGCUACGGCGUGCCGUACAUCCCCGAGGGCCAGUGGCUGUGCCGCUGCUGCCUGCAGUCGCCCGCGCGGCCCGUCGACUGCGUGCUCUGCCCCAACCGCGGCGGCGCCUUCAAGCAGACCAGCGACGGGCGCUGGGCGCACGUGGUCUGCGCCAUCUGGAUCCCCGAGGUGUGCUUCGCCAACACGGUCUUCCUGGAGCCCGUGGAGGGCGUGGACAACAUCCCGCCGGCACGCUGGAAGCUCACCUGCUACCUGUGCAAGCAGAAGGGGCGCGGCGCCUCCAUCCAGUGCCACAAGGCCAACUGCUACACGGCGUUCCACGUGACGUGCGCGCAGCGCGCCGGCCUCUUCAUGAAGAUCGACCCGGUGCGCGAGACCACCGUCAACGGCACCACCUUCUCCGUCAAGAAGACGGCGUUCUGCGAGGCGCACUCGCCGCCGGCGCACGACCGGCAGGCGUCGGACGACGAGGAGUCCGGCCGGGUGCUGGGGAGCCGGGCCCAGCGCGGGUGCAGCGCCUACACGCAGGCCCCGCACCUGAAGAAGCAGAAGAAGGGCGGCAAGAAGGAGUCCAAACAGCAGCAGCAGGACAAGAAGAAAGGGAAGAAGAACCAGGAGGUGGCGGCCAAGAAAGUGGCCUCGCCGCUGGUCACCGUGUCCCAGAUUCCCAGCCACAGGUUGAACAAAGUAUGUAAAGGAAUCAUCAUCCAGAGAAAGAACCAGUUCCUACAGAGACUUCACAACUAUUGGUUACUGAAGCGUCAGUCACGAAAUGGGGUGCCUUUGAUUCGUCGGCUGCACUCUAAUCUUCAGUCUCAGAGAAAUGCAGAACAGAAGGAGCCGGAUGAGAAGGUGAGCGCUGUGCGGGAGGAGAGGAAAUACUGGCAGAAACUGAGGCACGACCUGGAGAGAGCCAGACUGUUGGUGGAGCUCAUCCGCAAGAGGGAGAAGCUCAAGAGAGAACAGGUGAAGGUGCACCAGGCUGCCCUGGAGAUGCAGCUGACCCCGUCCCUGGUGCUGCUGCGCUCCGCACUGGAGCAGCUGCAGGAGAAGGACACGGCGCAGAUCUUCACCGAGCCCGUCAGCCUCAAGGAGGUCCCUGACUACUUGGAGUUUAUCGCUCAUCCAAUGGACUUUUCCACCAUGCGCUCGAAGUUGGAAGCCCACAAGUACCACACCAUCGCUGACAUGGAGGUGGACUUCAACCUGAUGAUCUCCAACUGCCUCACGUACAACAACAAGGACACCGUCUUCCACCGGGCUGCAGUGCGCCUGCGAGACCUAGGGGGCGCCAUCCUGCGGCAGGCUCAGAGGCAGGCCCAGAACGCGGGCCUGGACCCCAGCACGGGCAUGCACCUGCAGGAGUCUCCGCAGAAGACGGACUACUACCGCUGCACCUGGGAGGACGUGGACUCUCUGCUGGAGCCGGAGAACCGCGUGCACAUGUCGGCCGAGGAGCAGCUGCGCGAGCUGCUGGACAAGCUGGACAUGGUGACGUCCAUGCGCUCGAGCGGAGCGCGCGCACGCCGCGUCCGCCUGCUGCGCCGCGAGAUCCACAACGUGCGCUUCCGCCAGGGCCAGUCGUCCGCACGCCACACGCUCAACGGGGACAUCAAGGAGGAGGACGAGGACGACGAUGACGACGAGGAGGAGAGGGAGAAAGAGGGAGACCACACGCUGUCUGGAUCUGAUAAAGAGGAUUCCAAGUGCACUCCCCCACCAACCCUGGAGCCCUCAGGAUUGGCCCAUCCCCCUCCACGGGAUGACGCCCCCCAGGACCCGCCCACCCUGCGGCCGAUGACGACGGAGCCCAGGACCCCAAGCCGUCCGAACAAACGCCUGAAACUGAACAGCGAGAGCUCAGAAACGCCAGUGACGCCCCCGGCAAUCACUAAGAACUGCACCAAAGAGGAGGAGACUCUAAAGACGCCACCCCAGACACCGGACAAAGGUCCUGGGCUGGUCAACGGGCUCUCUUCCCCCGAGACGCCCACACCCCCCCGGGUCACAGGUGGGGUGGGCCGCCGGACUUCUGUCCUUUUCAAAAAGGCCAAAAACGGAGCCAAGUUGCAGAAGGAGAAAGAGAAAGACAAUCAGCUGCAAAACGGAGGUACAGACUCAAUCAGCCCCUCGAACUGCCUUCAGACCCCCCCACCUCUGACUUCCGUGCCCACGACCCCAACCAAACCCCCAACCCCCACCCCUCCCUCCCCUCCGCCUCCCAAGCGGAGGCCUCGGAGUCGAGGCAGCAGCCCAGAACGCCACCGAGACACAUCACCUCAACGCACGCCAGAGGCAGGUCUCACAAAUGGUUUCAAAAAGCACAAAGAUGGCGGCUCCGAUUCUGAAUCCAGCUCGCCUCCAACGAUACCCAGGGAAAUUGCGUCACCACCGAAGAAGAGCCGAGGGAAGCCGGCCCUGUCCAAAGUGCCCUUCCUGGACACAGUGAACGGAGACUCGGACUACACUGGAUCAGGUGGUGAUGUGCUUUCCUGUGAAAACAGUGGCGAGUUAGAGCCACUAGAUCUGGUGUGGGCCAAGUGUCGAGGCUACCCCUCUUAUCCUGCACUGAUCAUUGACCCAGAGAUGCCCCAGGAGGGCCUGCUGCAUAACGGGGUGCCCAUCCCCGUGCCCCCGCUGGACGUGCUCCGUCUGGGAGAGGCCCGGCAGGAGGAGGCCGGGGAGCGCCUCUACUUGGUGCUCUUCUUCGACAACAAGAGGACCUGGCAGUGGUUGCCACGGGACAAGCUGAUCCCCCUGGGCAUGGACGACACUGGCGACAAGCUGCGCAUGAUGGAGGGCCGCAAGACCAGCAUCCGAAAGUCCGUUCAGUUGGCCUACAACCGCGCCAUGAUGCACCAGAGUCGCGUGCGUGGCGACCACGGCUUUGUCGCCUCAAAUUACCUCUAGACCCCCUGCCCCCCUGCCCCCCCGCCCCCUCCCCUCCCGAGAGAAGUGCUGAGAGAAGCUGCAGAGAACCCUUAGCCAUAGCUGCUGCCAUCAAUUCCGGCCCGUAGUGUUGGAAACAACAAGAAUACGAAAUCAAACAUCGCCAACAUGCCUUUAAUGCUUCCCUGUUCUGUUUUUGUGUCUGCACCGGAAAAGACUGAAUCUGUUUGUGAAGGGACUGUCCGCUUUACUGGGUAUGAUGGCCGGACAGUACCGUGGGGAAGGGGAAUGUUUUUAUGGAUGAUGGGGUUUUUGUGUUUUAGUUGACGGUUUCUUCUGCAUUCAUUCAUGUAUUUGGGGAUGGUGUUGAUCACGUCUGAAGAUUGGGCGGUAGCUGUUGUUUUGUUUGCCAGAGACGCCCCCUUGUUUUUAAGAGUAUGGACAAUAAGUCACGCGAGCAUUGAAAGGAUCACUGCCAUUUUCUUAUUGUAGCUUUUUACUUUUUGACGUUUUACAAAAACCACUUUGUAUAUUGUAAAGACACUCAUGUAUAUACGUCUGUUUAUACCAUAUGAGAUCUAAUUUAAUUUUGCGCUCCUUUUGCAAAUCAAUUCAAUUACCUGAAGGUAUGAAGAAGAGAGAAAUGUGUACAUAUGUGUAAAAAAAAUCAAUUUAACUGACUUGCUACAAAGUGUAUUUUAGCUUGUGUCUCAGUUUGUGUGUGCAUAUGCACAGCUAUGCAUAUACACUUGGUAUGUGUACUUGCACCGGCGCACACACACCGUCUAUGGCAAAAUAUAUAUUCUCAUUUUUUUGAUACACAGAAAUGUAAUUUAUUUAUGGACCGUUUUAAAAGAAAAAGAAUAGAGAAAUAAAAUUAUAUAUUGGUUGAAGAUUUGAGAUGAAAUUGUUAUUUAAGAUAAACUAUUGAAUAGGGUUAUAAAGACAAACAACCAAGGUGAGAUUGUGACUUUGUGAGGUAGUGACGUUAAGAUUUUUAAAAAAGUAAUAUGGUAGGGUCUCCCAAUGUGUGUUGUUUUUUCUUUUCCACAGCCUGUUCAAAGUCCCCUCUCCACCCAGAAGCACACAAACCUGUAUUUAUUGUAGAAAGUUCCUUGAGUUCUAGAUCCUGUUUAUACUAUGGAGCUCCAGAGCAAUUUUAAGCUUGUACAAACUGCAGAUUUUACCUACUUGCCAAAUAACCGGUCAAACAGUAUUUUCUCAUGUUGAGGGAAAUAAAUGUUAUAUUGAAAACUUUA
Sardina pilchardus (European sardine) is the source of this 5610-nucleotide messenger RNA. RefSeq names its product bromodomain and PHD finger containing, 3b (gene brpf3b). The coding region runs from base 605 to 4372 and encodes 1255 amino acids. NCBI's taxonomy places the organism in Eukaryota, Metazoa, Chordata, Actinopteri, Clupeiformes, Clupeidae. Gene Ontology annotation, molecular function: protein binding. The record is from RefSeq and is a predicted model, not a curated record. Gene Ontology annotation, biological process: regulation of transcription by RNA polymerase II. Gene Ontology annotation, cellular component: MOZ/MORF histone acetyltransferase complex. The transcript has 13 exons.